Messenger RNA from Patiria miniata (bat star), 2951 nucleotides. Its product is annotated as hemocyanin AA6 chain-like. NCBI's taxonomy places the organism in Eukaryota, Metazoa, Echinodermata, Asteroidea, Valvatida, Asterinidae. Gene Ontology annotation, molecular function: oxidoreductase activity. The transcript is spliced from 8 exons. Bases 154 to 2154 code for a protein of 666 amino acids. The record is from RefSeq and is a predicted model, not a curated record.
ACAAUUUACCGUACACGUUGAACAACGUGCUGAGGGAAACGGCCUUGAGACUUUGAUGUUCAGCUCGUAUAGCUCUCCUAUGCGGGGCAGGAUUAAACGCUCGAGUUGGUUCGAGUCGAGUUGGCUAACGAUCGACUUGACCUGAUACCAAACAUGGAUUCCAAGCAGAAUUCGGUACUAUCUCUUUUCAUCGCUGUUGAGCAUUCACUAGCCCACUAUUGCCCGGCUCUCGAUUAUGUUGCGUCUUUGGUCGGGAACGCCCUCGUCCCUAGCUGCGGUUUCACGAAAGCUGUCCCAGAAGUUGACAUCUUCCCGAGCGGCAUCGGUGUCCUAGCCAAGGGUCACCAAUUCUCCAUCUUCAAGAAAUCGCACGCCGAUGAGGCAGCCAAGGUGGUUAACUACCUGGUCUCCUGCGACAGCUUCAAGAAAUUCCAGGAGGAUGCCGCUCGUCUCCGGGAAAUUCUGAACGAGGGCAUCUAUCUGUACGCCAUAUCCACGGCCGUACUGCACCGUACUGACACCGGCGGUGCCCUGUUGCCUCCGCUAUGGCAGGUCAACCCUCGGAGUUAUUUUCCUGGGCCGGUCAUCAAGCGUGCUUUCGACCAGGUACGCCGCGGUAAAAGUGACGCUUCUGACGGCUCGACUCCUCCCGCCUUUACCACCGGUUCCAACCGGGACCCGGAGUUCAAGCUUGCCUGGUGGAGAGAAGAUUGUGGCUUCAACGCUCACCACUAUCACUGGCAUCAGUCCUAUCCAUGGCGUGGUGUCAACGGAGUAACCAAGGACCGUCAGGGGGAGCUGUUCUACUACAUGCAUCAGCAGAUGUUGGCCCGUUACGAUGCUGAGAGGCUGGCCGUAGGCCUUAUGAGGGUGGAUCCCUACUCCAACUGGCACCUUCCCAUCCCGGAAGGGUAUAACCCACAGCUGACCGACUACUACGGGGCCUACCAGUUCGCUGCGCGGCCCGCAGGGAUGAUCCUAGCCGACAAUUGGCGCGAUCCCUCGGAUCCUACGCUGAUCAUCCAACAGGAGUACCAUCGCAACCGACUACUGGAUGCCAUCAACACUGGCAAGUUUGAAAAGAACGAUGGCACCAAAGUGGACGUCGACAUCAAUGGUCUGGGCGCGGCCAUAGAGGCUAAUGCCAGCACACCCAAUAAAGACCUGUACGGCUCUGUGGGGAUCCACAACCGCGGUCACGAUAUCCUGGCUGGAAUCACGGAUCCAGACUACCGCUACAAUCAGGCUGGGGGAGUUAUGGGCGACAUCUCAGCUGCCAUCCGGGACCCGAUCUUCUUUCGCUGGCACAAAUUCGUCGAUGAUCUGUUCUUCCUGCAUAAGAUCAAGUUGGCGCCAUACACCCAGACUGAUCUGGAAUUCCAGAAUGUUCAAGUGGACUCUGUGCAGGUGCAGGUGAUCAAUCCAGCUCGGCCUGCCAACACUCUGAUCACUCGCAUGGAGGACGUUGUGGUGGACAUCGCCAAUGACAUGUUCCUGGACCCAAAUGACAAGCCUAAUACUGAAGUCAAAGUAACCGUGAAACAGGUGAACCACGAUAAAUUUAGUUACGAAGUGGGAGUUACCAACAGCAGCGGGGCACCAUUGAAGGCAGCCUUCCGCAUCUUCAUUGCGCCCUCUCUCGACGAGUAUGGGACUCAAUAUCAGUUGGACUCUCAGCGCCGCCUUUUUAUCGAGAUGGACAAGUUCGUGACAACACUGAAAACUGGUAGCAGUGCCAUCACACGCAGCUCAACCCGCUCCUCCAUUAUCAAACCACGAGAGCUUACCAUUGCAGAGCUGAAGAAGAGAGGCACCACAACGAAGAAGGGAGCAGACGACGGCUCCACAUGCCGAGCAGACCGCUACUGCGAGUGCGGCUGGCCCGAGCACAUGCUGGUACCCAGGGGCACAGCGGCAGGCAUGCCCUUUGACCUCUUCGUCAUGGUUACCAACUGGGCCAACGACAGCAGCACGGACGACCUGGAUCGGGGUACCAGUUACUGCGGCGUGAAGGACAAGACCUACCCGGACAAGCGCCCCAUGGGAUUCCCCUUCGACCGCAAGAUAGACAGCGCCCUCUACAAGCAUGUGGCCGACUUCGCAAAUGGCUUCUCUAACAUGAUGACGCUCCCGAUUAAAAUCACAUGCGUGUGAGGUGGGUCCUGAAACGCGCGUUUGAUCUGUUAAGUCUCUGGCGGAAUUUGUAAUCACGAAACCGGGAUUUAGACAAUUGUAGGAGUUUGUCAGUUAUUGGAAAUAAAUCAUUUUGAAAUAUUAAGCUAAAUAGUAAACUAGUUUUUUGGCGCAAUUUGAGGUCGUAAAUAGUUAUCAGUGAAACAGUAAAAAACGUUAAUUAUUAUCAUACACGAAUCCAAGUAAAUGAUGCACAUCGGUUCACACCUUUUAACAUUUUGAAAAUUGUUUCUGCUAAGAACGGCAAAUAGUUUCGGCUAUUUUACUUUUAUGUGUACUUUGAAAAUUGUGUAAAGGAAUUUUGUCAUUAGUGAGGCAACCAAAUGCAGCUUACUAAUUGUAAUGCUUUGUUUUAUACCUGCUUAAAUUACGAACAAAAUCUCGCAAACAUGCAACAACAAAUUCACACUCCCUCUUAGGUAAAUGUUUGCAAUACUCAGACAAAAUAUAUAUUUAUUAUAUCAUUUUAUUUUCAUACACAUGUAUUUUCAAUUUAGAGGCAAAUGCUAAAUGCCAACAAUGAUCGUAAACAUGGGCGUCGCGAGGGGGGGGGGGCAAGGGGGCGCUUGCCCCCUCCCCUCGAAAGCACACCCAAAAAAAAAUGGAAGAAAAAAAACGAGAAAAAAGAAGAAGAAAAAGAGGUGCGAAGUCAUAUUGGUGUAAACUUAAUGGGUUUGGGAGAGGGGGCAAAAUGUCCCUGCCCCCUCUUAAACUGAUAAAUCGACAAUAUAAUGAGAAAUACAGGAAUUUUUGGGGAA